Molecule: messenger RNA, 655 nt
Organism: Schistosoma guineensis
Lineage: Eukaryota; Metazoa; Platyhelminthes; Trematoda; Strigeidida; Schistosomatidae
Source: the annotation of a GenBank genome assembly
GUAAUGUUUAUUUGUUAUAUGAAUUCUAGUAUUGCACAGCAAUAUCAAUAACAUUAGUAAUAGUACUAAUAAUAGUAAUAAUAAUAGUAGUAAUAAUAGCAAUUAUAAUUAUAAUUAUAAUCGUAAUAAUAUUUACUAUAAUGAUACCCUCUGGAUUAAUGUGCGUAAUGUUUAUCAGAAUAUUUUGUUCUAUUUCAUUUUCUUUAAUUGAUAAGUUCAUAGUGAAUAAAUCUUAUGUAUAUAUAUAAUUAGUUGCUAUGAUCCAUCCAUUAUAAUGCAUGGAAUAUCUUGUCUAAUUCAAUAAAGUUAAUCAUAAGUGAAUGAAGGUAGGGGAAAAUAGAGUAAGAUUUUUAAAAAAAAUUAACAAAAGAAAUAGAAGCAGAAAUAAAACUGAAAAAUAACUCAAAAUAUAUAGAACUAGCCUAUUCACAUGAACAUGAGUUUUGAAUUGAUUACAUCAUCAUCAUCAUCAUCAUCAUCAUCAUCAUCAUCAUCAUCAUCAUCAUCAUCAUCAUCAUCAUCAUCAUCAUCAUCAUCAUCAUCAUCAUCAUCAUCAUCAUCAUCAUCAUCAUCAUCAUCAUCAUCAUCAUCAUCAUCAUCAUCAUCAUCAUCGUCAUCAACAAUGUUACAAAAAAUAAUCAAAUCAUUAGCAUAA